UGUCAGUGGCUUUAGAGUUAAAUACACAUUUUCUGAAAAUGAUUUUCAACAUCUGAAGAAAAGAAUCUAGACGACGACAAUGGCGGAGAAGAGCCAAAUCCCUGAUAACAACAACAAUACUUCUUCGUCGGCGAAAAAACCGACGCCGGAGAUCGGAUCGGGUUCGGGUAAAAGGUAUUAUAACCCGCCUGAGUCGGUGAAUCCGGAUCAGGCGACGUUAAGGGAGCAAUGGAAAUUCGCGAUUCGGCAAUACAGUAAAUGGUACUCACACGCUUGGGGAACUGCGAUUCUAGCUGGAGGUUUUUUCUUCGGACUCGGUUGGAUCAUCAAGGGCUCUAAUCCUCUUCCUUCUCUUCAAUCGAGUUCUAAGCCUCGCGAUGAAGAAAAAUGAUUCCGUAUCUGCGUUUUUUCUCUGAUGGGGAAAAAGGAGCGCGUCAACAAUGGAACAUCUUCAUGAACAUUCAGAAGUACAUCGAUCGGUAGAAGCAGAGAGAGCACGAAGCAAGCGAUUGUAAAGAGUGGAACCGAAACUAAAAAAACUUUUGAGUGUGAACUUUGUUUGUCUGAUAAUUCCAAGAAUGUAUACAAAUUUGCAGGAAAAUAUUGAAAAAUGUUAGUGUUUAGUAAUAAAAGUACAAGAAAAAAGUGAGAAGUGUGUCUAUGCAGAGCAGCAACCAGGUUUUUUAACGGCUGAGAUAUCAUCUCGGCCUCCAACAUUAAUCAUCUGUCCUUUAGGCAAAGCAGUGGUUGGAUCAUCUCCAGCUUCAAGAGCCUUCUUGCUAACAACUCUGUAAAUCUGAGUGAGAACUUCAGUGAAAGCAUUAUCAACAUUCACAGCUUCAAGUGCAGAAGUCUCCAUGAAAAAGGUAUUCUCCCUCUCUGCAAAAGCUUUAGCUUCUUCGGUUGAGAUGGCUCGAAGGUGACGAAGAUCAGCUUUGUUGCCAACGAGCAUGAUCACAAUGUUUGCGUCCGUGUGGUCCCUAAGCUCCUUUAGCCAUCUCUCAACAUUCUCGAAUGUCACGUGGCGCGUCACGUCAUAAACAAGCAAUGCACCAACAGCUCCUCGGUAAUAAGCGCUCGUGAUGGCUCGGUACCU
Molecule: messenger RNA, 1096 nt
Organism: Arabidopsis thaliana (thale cress)
Lineage: Eukaryota; Viridiplantae; Streptophyta; Magnoliopsida; Brassicales; Brassicaceae
Exons: 2
Coding region: 80-391 (103 amino acids)
Source: RefSeq, marked reviewed